Molecule: messenger RNA, 1334 nt
Organism: Pelagomonas calceolata
Lineage: Eukaryota; Pelagophyceae; Pelagomonadales; Pelagomonadaceae
Source: the annotation of a GenBank genome assembly
GAUUUUUCAGUGUGAUUUUUUAAUUCCGGGGCAAUGCGCGUCGAAAGUUUUUUGAGCGAAAUGCUCGCCCCCUUCGCACCGUAGCUGCCUGCACUGCACGACACGGGACAGCUGAUGAGGAUCCUCCUGCUGCUUGCCGGCCUGGGCAACGCGCGCGCGGGGGCCGCCGAGCCGCCGUGGGACGCGGACGACGCGCUGGCGCGCGCGUUGCGCGUCGACGACUGGAUCCGCAACGCGACGGACGGGCGGGCCGGCGCACCGCCAAACCACUGGCGCGUCACGCACCCGUCGGGGCUCGCGGCCGCGCCGGCUCCCUUUCACUUCACGGCCAACAACACCGUCAAGUUCGUUUUUGCGACCAGCAUAAUGAUCAACGCGACCGCGCGCGCCGUCGUCGUCAAGUCGACCAAGUCCCUGGAAAAAAAGUACGCCAGCGGCCUGCGGCGCGAGGCGCUGUACCUGGAGUACCUGCGGGGCCAGCCCGGCAUCCCCCUCCUCCACGGCGGCUAUUUCGUGAAGGGGACGCUGCAUCUGGUCGUCGAGCGGUGCGGCCGGCAAAUCGGGGACGACGAUCACAGCCUCUACCGCGACUACGAGGCGCUGGCCGCGUCGCGCCCCCGGGCCGUCGCGCGCGCCUGGAUUGAGCUCUUCCGGUCCGUCGAGGGGCGCGGCGGCUUCUUCCUGCGGGACUUCAAGCCGUCGCAGUUCACGUGCGGGGCGGACGCGCGCGGCGCGCCCGCGCUCUGGCUCGUGGACGGGCCGAACCCGAGCGUGGGGCCGCUCGCGGCCGCCCUGCGCGCGCGCCACGCGCCCGCGCGCAUGACGACGCACCAUCGCGACCGAUCGCACGUGCACGACCUCGGCCGCCGCGCGUGGCUGCUGCCCCGGCUCGGCGACCUCGCCGCGGCCGGGGGGGACUCACAAACCGCGUCCCUCCUGAGGGACGCCGUGCGCCGAUGCACGCGCGAGCCGUACCCGACCUACGGCGACCUCCUCGCGCUCCUCGACUCCGACCCGGAUGCCUCCGCGUCGCCGAGGAGAGGGACGUCGAGCCGGGGGGCGCAUGCAGAACUGCCUGUCUACUCUUUCAAGCCGUGCGUAGAAGCCGUGCGUACCCGCAGUACUGUAGGUGCUAGCUCGGUAAAACCCGCGGGAGGCUCGUCCUCCGUGCGCACGCUGCCCCAGCGGAUCGCAAUUGCGACGGCUUGGGGGCGGCCGUCGCGCCGGAAAACCCCCGUUUUACUAGGUGAAGUCCGGGUUCCCGCCCACGAGCCGGAGGCCGUCGAUCUUGAUCCGGGCGUACUCGCGCGCCGUUUUUUUGGCUAAUUGCUCCU